Molecule: messenger RNA, 4179 nt
Organism: Aspergillus fijiensis CBS 313.89
Lineage: Eukaryota; Fungi; Ascomycota; Eurotiomycetes; Eurotiales; Aspergillaceae
Exons: 3
Coding region: 1-4179 (1392 amino acids)
Biological process (GO): regulation of DNA-templated transcription
Molecular function (GO): hydrolase activity; DNA binding
Source: RefSeq, a predicted model, not a curated record
AUGGCACCUCAACGGCGAUCCAUCUACAUCAAUUCUGCUCCUUCGACGAUAGUGUCGCCGCCCGCGGCCCAAGUCCGGGCUUUUCAUGAGCAGUUCCCUGGAUACCAGGCCAGUCCUCUGGUGCCCUUGCCCGAAGUCGCGCAGGCACUCGGCGUCCGUGCAGUGUAUGCCAAACAAGAAAACAAUCGUUAUGGCCUACCCUCCUUCAAAGUUUUGGGAGCCUCAUGGGCCAUUUACCGGGCGCUUCUGGCACUCCUCGACCUCCCCCUUGAAACCUCCUUAAAAACCCUCACGGAGCGCAUCCGGGCGGGCGAGCCUUUCACGUUGAUGGCCGCCACGGAGGGAAACCACGGUCGCGCAGUGGCCUGGGUGGCUCGUCAACUAUCUCUACAAGCACGCAUCUAUGUCCCUCGCACGAUGGUCGCGUACACCCAGGAAAUGAUCCGGUCGGAGGGUGCGGAUGUUAUCGUAGCCGAUGGGGACUAUGACUAUGCCGUGCUGGAGGCCGCCAAGGCAUCGCAAGCGACGGAAAACGCAAUCCUAGUACAAGACACGGCUUUUGAAGGCUAUGAGGAGAUCCCUGCCUGGAUUGUGGAGGGCUACUCCACGUUGAUGCACGAGGUAGAUGUGCAGCUACAGGCGCUGGGUCAGCAAAAUACCCUGGUCGUUUCGCCUGCGGGCGUCGGAUCGCUGGCUCAAGCGGUCGCGAUUUAUUCCAAGUCGCGCACAAGCCCAGCGACUUUCGUGGCUGUCGAGCCGGACACUGCUGCUUGUCUGAACCUGAGCCUCAAAACAGGCGAGUCGACCUCGAUCGUCACUAGUCCCAGUAUCAUGGCCGGCAUGAACUGCGGCACUGUGUCCUCCGCCGCCUGGCCGGUUCUGCAGAAACUUGUCGACGCCAGUGUCACAAUUUCGGAUUAUGAGAGCCACUGCGCCGUCCAGUACCUUGCAUCAAACGGGGUAGACUCGGGUCCAUGCGGGGCGGCCAGUCUAGCAGCUAUUUGGCGUCUCAAAGCAGAGCACGAUUCUCCCACGUACUUUUCUCCGGACUCGGUGAUUGUAUUGCUGAGCACUGAGGGUCGUCGUCCAUACCAGGUCCCGGAAGAUGUCUCGUCAGAUGACCCGAUUGUGUUGACCCAGACCCUUACACGAAUUGACUCCUCCAACCCAACACUGUCCAAGGCCAAGGGAGCAGGCGAGACAGAUAUCGUCAACUACCUGUCAGCGUGGUUUGCGCAUCGUGGCAUCGAGCAUCAUCGCGUGGAAACCAAGCCCAGCCGUCCUUCUGUGGUCGGCGUCGUCAGGGGAACUGGAGGGGGGAAGUCUCUGAUGUUCAACGGCCACGUGGAUACCGUGACCUUGAGCACGUAUGAAGGAAACGGACUGAGUGGGCAUCUUGGCGAGAAGGAUGGCAAACAGGCGAUCUUCGGUCGGGGGGCGCUUGACAUGAAAGCCGGAGUCGCCGCAGGACUGUCUGCAUUGGCGAGCGCUCAGCGAUCGAGGCUUGCCGGAGACGUGAUCGUCACUGCCGUGGCGGAUGAGGAGGAUGCCUCGCAAGGCACGAUGGAUGUGAUCCAAGCUGGAUGGAGAGCCGACGGGGCGGUGGUGCUGGAGCCCACUAACCUCAGGCUAGCACAUGCCCAUAAGGGAUUUGUAUGGGUAGAGCUGGAAGUCCAAGGACGCGCAGCGCAUGGCUCGAACCCUGCGGCCGGUGUUGAUGCGAUUAUGAACAUGGGAUUGUUGUUGCAGGCCUUAAAGCAGUAUCAGCAGCAUUUACCAGUCGACGAGGUGCUUGGUCAGGCAUCGCUGCACUGUGGAGUGAUCAACGGUGGGGAUGAGGUAUCCUCAUAUCCCGCCAGCUGUUCAUUGACCGUCGAGUUCCGGACUGUGCCCGCACAGACAGAGGAGAUGAUUCUGAAUGAGCUACGAGGCCUACUCACUCGAAUCCAAAGGCAGAACGCCGAAUUCCAGUUUAGCGAGCCUCGUAUCACUUUCUCGCGGCCGUGCCAGUACCUGCCUGAGAGUCACCCCCUUGUGCAGCAAAUGGUAAAGAUCAGCAAGACGGUUCUUGAAGAACCUGUCCCCGUGGUCAGUGUGCCAUUUUGGUGCGAUGCUGCCCUUCUAACACAAGCCGGAAUCCCUAGUAUUGUCUUGGGUCCGGCUGGCGAAGGAUUGCAUGCCAAAGAAGAAUGGGUAGAGGUGAACGGUGUGCGACAGCUGACAGAGAUGCUUGAGAGAUCACUUAGGGAUGAGUCCUUGAAGGUAGACAGUUGCAUUGGAGUGGGUGUGUUUACAUGUUUACAUGAAGGAACGUGGAAGAAAUGUAAUCUCCAUCUGCUCGCCUGGCAUUCUGCGAUGGAUGAGCCCUUCCCGUUCGAUGACCAGCUUCUGUCUCCAUCCUUCGAGAGCCUUCUCGAUGAGACCAACCAUUUUCUCGAUCAGUCACCAGGCUCGGGCGCAUCGUCCUGGAAUCUCGCUCCUUCCCUAGAAACCAGUAAUGGCUUCUUGGACUGGGAGCCGCUGUCAGACAAUGCAGCGUCUUUCGCACUUCCUAUCGACCACUCGUCGUUCGACAACCCUUUGCAGCAAACGGAGCUACCUGACGCCCUCUCCACCGACAACCUCUCGCAGCACGAUACAUUGGCGUCCUUUGACUACUCACUUGCAGCAGAUCCUCCCCUCCCAGUUUAUUCAACCCGUCUCAAUGAUGACUUCGUCAGUGUCUCCCAGUGGCUGGAUGGUGCCUAUCGACCCCCCGUGCCUUGCAGCUACUGCCAACGCCACCGACUACAAUGUCUUAUCCUGCGCACCACUUCCGCGAAUCCUAACCCGGUCACCUCGUGCUCCAGUUGCGUCGCGCUUUACCGGGAGUGCAGCCUCGCACAAGGCGAGAAGCGCCAGGCUGCAGGAUUCGAAACCAUCUCCCCAGUGUUCGGUCAUCUGCACGGCCUCACAGAAGAGCACGGCGGAGGAACUGGGCCCUCGGAGCCCGGAUUCGAAGCAUCCGCAAGGGAGACGGACAAUGCUCUUCAGGCUGAGACGCAAGUGAGGCCGCGCUUCUCGCGCAAGGGGGCCAAAGUUCUGCGCGACUGGUUCAAUCGCAAUCAGCACUCCCCCUACCCGACCGAUGAACAACGCGCCGAGUUCGCCAGUCAGACUGGCUUCACCGAGCGACAGAUCUCAAAUUGGUUUGCCAAUGCCCGCCGACGCCGGAAGAUGGCGUCACGCACGCUGCGACCCAACCCCGCCACUCCCUCGCCUCGCGGCAGUUCCCCCAUGCCUAUCUCGAGGUACGCGUCUUUGACGCCUAUGGAGCGAUGGCAGAAGUCUCCUCCCGACCAAGAUCCAGUCUCCCCAGCCGUCAUCCAGAAAGCUAUCGCCACUUCGAGCCUUCCCCCAGCAGCAGAAGGUGACUUCAGCCGAGACGAGCGCGUAGAGGCGAGUCGUCGCGGUGACGGUCAUGCUUACUCAAUCUCGAGCGUGGAAAGCGGACAGUUCGAGAGUGCGCGAUCCCAAGCAUCGUCCGACACGGCAUCUUCAGCGGCCUGGAGUUACAACUCGGAUGAUCAUUUCCCAUUCCCGCUGUCCGAUAAGCGUCGACGCCGACACUAUUCUCGACGCAGGCCCUCAUCCACCCACUCACUCGGCGACCUCCAAUACCAAUGCACGUUUUGCUCCCGAUCCUUCAAGAAAAAGCACGACUGGUGCCGCCAUGAGUCAAGUAUGCACCUUUGUCUUGAGUCGUGGUUCUGCACUGUUGAUACCACUACACCUGAUCAUCUCGAGCCAGUGGAAUGUGAGUUUUGCGAAACUCCACGGCCCUCGCCUGCGCACCUAGAGUCGCACGAAUUUGACGUCUGCGCGGAUCGGCCGCCGAGCGAGCGAACAUUCGCGCGCAAAGACCACCUGAUCCAGCAUCUCCGGAAGUUCCACCGGUGCACAAAGGUGUCCGCAGCGAGGGUCCAGGGGUGUCGCUCCACUCGUACAGCCGUGACGAGUCGGUGUGGGUUCUGCGAUGCGGAGAUGCAGAGUUGGACCGAGCGGGCGGAUCAUCUGGCGGACCAUUUCAAGAAGGGCCUGCGAAUGGAUCAGUGGGCGGGUGGCUGGGGACUGGAUCGCACAUCGCUGGCGAUGUUGAGAGAUGCUACCUUGCCGGCUCAACGCUCCUCCGAUUCGUGA